This is a messenger RNA of Sebastes umbrosus (honeycomb rockfish), 5409 nucleotides long. RefSeq names its product OPA1 mitochondrial dynamin like GTPase (gene opa1). NCBI's taxonomy places the organism in Eukaryota, Metazoa, Chordata, Actinopteri, Perciformes, Sebastidae. The record is from RefSeq and is a predicted model, not a curated record. Gene Ontology annotation, biological process: mitochondrial fusion. Gene Ontology annotation, cellular component: microtubule; cytoplasm; mitochondrial membrane. Gene Ontology annotation, molecular function: microtubule binding; GTPase activity; GTP binding. The transcript is spliced from 31 exons. Bases 180 to 3290 code for a protein of 1036 amino acids.
GUCAGUGCUGAUUUGAAAGUAGGACCGUUCAGCGGAAGUGGACUGUCAGUGCUGUGUCCUUUAGCCAUCAAGCUACUCUAACUAGCAUAACAGGCAGAUGAUGUGUACCAUAUGGAGAGAUGACUUGACCUGUGCUUAGAGAGAGAUUCAAGAAGACAUUAGUGUUGAUAACAGCGACCAUGCUGCGCGUCGGGAGUAAAGCUGCCUGCAUGGCCUGCAGGAACCUGGUCUCCACCAACAUGGGGGUGAGAUUUCGGGUACCGCUGCAGAAGGUGCACCCUCUGUCCCGUGCUAUCCACCAUCGCUACUCGGGAAACACCAACCCCCAACGACCACCUCAUCGCACGGCAGCCCGCUAUUUUACCUCCAUGUCACGUUUGCCCAUGCGGCCUCCCAAGCCUCCCCCAGGGUCAGGGGGCCGUGGCCACCAGCAGCAGCGCAACUUCUGGAUAGCUCGCCUCGCUGUCCGUCUGCUGAAGCUCCGAUACAUUCUGCUGGGGUCGGCAGUGGGAGGAGGGUACACCGCUAAAAAGACCUAUGACGAGUGGAAGGACAUGCUACCUGAUUUUAGUGAAUACAACUGGGUCAUUCCUGAUUUUGUCUGGGAACUGAGUGAACAAAUAGAUUUUGAUAAACUGGCCAAAGCUCUACCAGAGAUGGAGGAAAUAGCAAAACUACUACCUGACCUUGACAAGAUAGGCGAGAAUUUCACUUUCCUCAAAAGCCUCCUGUCCUCUGGUGUGAGUUUGGGUAGUGAAGUCAAAGGAGCUUCUGGUCUGCAUCUGUUGUUAGAAACCUCAGGCGAUCCUCCACUAAAAGCCACAGAUUCUUCUGCUUCAGCCGCACAAGAUGGCGGCGACAAGCAAUACAAAAAGGGUCUGCUUGGCGAGCUCAUUCUUAUUCAGCAGCAGAUCCAGCGGCACGAGGAGGAGGUCCGGCGGGCCGCGGCAGCCAAUAGUGCGCCUCCCCCACUGCCAGAGCCUGCUCCCAGUCCGCCUCCGAACCCCAGCCCCCCUCAAGAGAAACGCAAGUCAUCAGACAAAGAAAAGAUAGACCAGCUUCAAGAGGAACUGCUCCGUACGCAGCUAAAAUAUCAGCGCAUGCUGGAGCGAGUGGAGAAGGAGAAUAAAGAGUUAAGGAAAGUGGUGCUGCAAAAAGAUGAUAAGGGGAUUCACCAAAGGAAAGUGAAGAAAUCCCUCAUUGACUUGUAUUCUGAAGUCCUGGACAUCUUGUCAGACUAUGAUGCCAACUACAACACCCAGGACCACCUACCCAGGGUGGUUGUGGUCGGGGAUCAGAGUGCUGGGAAGACUAGUGUGCUGGAGAUGAUAGCCCAGGCCAGGAUCUUCCCCAGGGGCUCAGGAGAGAUGAUGACCCGCUCUCCUGUCAAGGUAACACUAAGCGAAGGCCCUCACCACGUGGCCAUGUUCAAGGACAGUGGCCGAGAGUUUGACCUCACCAAGGAGGACGAUCUGGCUGCUCUCAGGCGCGAGAUUGAGCUGAGGAUGAGGAAGAGUGUGAAGGAGGGACAGACCGUCAGCUGCGAGACAAUAUCCUUGAGUGUCAAAGGCCCCGGCAUCCAGAGGAUGGUGCUUGUUGACUUACCAGGAGUCAUCAGCACUGUGACUGCAGGCAUGGCAGCAGAUACUAAGGAAACCAUCUUCAAAAUCAGCAAAGCCUACAUGCAGAACCCCAAUGCAAUCAUCCUCUGUAUUCAGGAUGGCAGUGUGGAUGCAGAGAGGAGCAUUGUAACAGACUUAGUUAGCCAGAUGGACCCCCACGGGAAGAGAACCAUCUUUGUCCUGACCAAGGUGGACUUGGCUGAGAAGAACCUGGCCAGCCCGAGCAGAAUCCAGCAAAUAGUGGAAGGAAAGCUGUUUCCCAUGAAGGCCCUGGGCUACUUUGCAGUGGUGACAGGAAAAGGGAGCAGUGGUGAAAGCAUAGACUCUAUUAAAGACUACGAGGAAGACUUCUUCCAGAACUCCAGAUUACUAAGGGACGGCAUGCUGAAGGCCCACCAGGUGACCACAAAGAACUUGAGUCUGGCCGUCUCUGACUGCUUCUGGAAGAUGGUGAGGGAGUCUGUUGAGCAGCAGGCGGAUGUCUUCAAAGCAUCUCGCUUCAACUUGGAGACGGAGUGGAAGAACAACUACCCUCGUCUGAGAGAGCUGGACAGGAAUGAACUCUUCGAAAAGGCCAAAAAUGAAAUCUUGGACGAAGUCAUUAGUUUGAGUCAAGUAACCCCACAACACUGGGAGGCCAUCUUGCAGAAGAAGAUGUGGGAACGUGUUUCCACCCAUGUGAUUGAGAACAUCUACCUGCCUGCUGCCCAAACAAUGGACUCGGGUACUUUUAACACCACCGUAGACAUCAAGCUCAAACAGUGGACCGACAAGCAGCUUCCACACAAAGCGCUGGAGGUUGCCUGGGAGACGCUGCAGGAAGAGUUCGCCCGCUUCAUGGCUGAAUACAAAGGCAAAGACCAGGACGACAUUUUUGACAAGUUGAAGGAGGCCGUGAAGGACGAGAGCAUCAAGAGGCACAAGUGGAAUGAGAGGGCCAUGGACAGCCUGAGGGUGAUCCAGCACAACGCCCUAGAAGACCGCUCCAUCACAGACAAGCCCCAGUGGGACGCAGCCAUCAUGUUCAUGGAGGAAACCCUCCAAUCACGCCUCAAAGACACUGAGUCAGUAAUCAGAGAUAUGGUGGGUCCAGGCUGGAGGCAGAGGUGGAUGAACUGGAUGAAUCGCACACCAGAUCAGCACAUUCGUAAUGAAACAAAAAAUGAGCUGGAGCGCUUGCUGAAGCUACACGACGAGCACACAGCCUACCUGGCCAAUGACGAGGUCACCACAGUCAGGAAGAAUCUGGAGGGACGAGGGGUUGAAGUCGACCCUGUGCUGAUCAAGGACACGUGGCAUCAGCUGUAUCGCCGACACUUCUUGCAGAAGGCGCUGUCUCACUGUAACCUCUGCAAGAGAGGUUUCUACUACUACCAGAGACACUUUGUUGACUCUGAGCUGGAGUGCAAUGAUGUGGUACUGUUCUGGAGGAUCCAGAGGAUGCUGGUCAUCACCGGCAACACUCUCCGACAGCAGCUCACCAACACUGAGGUGCGCCGAUUGGAGAAAAAUGUGAAGGAGGUGCUGGAUGACUUUGGGGAAGACAUGGAGAAGAAGACCCACCUCAUCACUGGCCGCCGAGUCCAGCUGGCCGAGGAUCUCAAGAAAGUCCGUGAGAUCCAGGAGAAACUUGAAGCCUUCAUAGAAGCUCUACACAAAGAAAAAUGAGAGAACCAGAACUAUUGAAAGUAAGUUUAUGGAUCACAACAGAGAAAUGCACUGAACAAAGACAACUCAAUCUGUAAAUGACCGUCAUUACAUCCUGACCCUGCCCACACCACUCACCUGAUUUUAAUACCUACGGCUUGGCUCCCUGUCCCACCUCUGACGCUGAUGGAAAGAUGGACCUGAGCUGAAGGAAAUUGUUUUCAAGCUUGCUCUUUGGUUUUCUUUUUUCUCUCUCUUGCGAACUGUCCUGAAUCAAGAGAGGGGCCAAACAGUCGGACACAGUGUUGUCACUCAUCUGACAUCUCAUUUUCAAUAAAUGAGGAUUGUGUACAUGUUAAUCUCCCCAGUUUUUUUUCCCCACUGAUGGAGUCUGUGUACAUGUGAUUAGGGGAGUGUUCAUCUUCACUGAUCUCUGUACAAAGAAAAAACACGUUCUUGAUGGGUGAAACAGCCUUGAAUUUCAUACCUUUAUCUCACCUGGUGCUCCUAAAAUACGCCAUGAUACCCACCUGGUACACGGGAAAUAGCCUCUAAUUAGCAUUAUCAGUUCUUUUUAGUUGCACUUAGGAUCCAAAGCACUUAAGUCAUCCCUCCAAGCUGCAGCUACACUCUACAUUUCUGCUCCAUGUACCCCUAAAUGAGGCGGUGUUUAGUUCCGGCAGAUGUCCACACAUUAAAUCUAUAAGAAUAGAAAGUAGCUGCCUGGUUCAAUAUUCAGCUUCCCUCCCAUCAACGCUGUAACACUACAACAAGUAUACGGCCAGCUCUGAGGGUGUUGGAAACAGUAAGAUGUAUAGAUUUAUUUCUUAUUAUUUUGAUCUAAUGGGGUUUAUUUGACCAUACUAUGUUUAUAUGUCUGCCAAAUACAUGUAAUGUCCUCGUCAUGUCACCUUUUGUUUCUGUCUUUGUCUCUGUGUUUGUGAUGUUUGCACUUCCAUCAUUGUACAUUAACACAGAUAAUAAUACAACUUCCCCCAAAAAACAAAAUAAUUGGAAUAGGACCUCCUCUUAAUAAAUUGAAACUGUAGUCAAACAUAAAUUCAGGAUGCUUCUACAUCAUUAACACUUUAUUAAACUAAGUGCUGUGGUUUUUUUUAACUGAUUGUGGUGAUGUAUUUCAACAUAUUACAUACAUUUCUAAGGUUUAAGACAUCAUUACGCAAUAGCCACAUCGCAUCAUCAGUUAAAGAUGUCAUAAUAACCAUUUGAAAAUGCAUUAUCUGGCAUUUGUUAGAGUCCACGUCUCCACUUUGGACAUGAGCUUUAGUCUUUCCCGCUCUAGUAUCCAGUCCAUCUUGAUCAGCUGGUCCAGUUACACAGGGUGAAGGUGGGUUGUUCUGAUGUGUUUCCAAUCUGCACCAGGUUUGGUGUCCUUUUGUUUAUUUGGCAGCACAGUUAUCUCUAUGUACAUAUACACAGCACAGGUGCACCUGUACUUUUCCUCUCGUCUGUGUUUGAAUGGUCAUUAUCAUCUCAUGUCUCUUGCUGCUUCAGGGAUGAGAUCAAACUCCCAAAAAAAAAAACAAGGAAAAUAGUUAUCUCCAUUUUGUAAAUGAACAGGAAUUAUCCUCAAAGUUAACAAGAAAAACAACGAAUAUCUAACAUGCCGGUGGGUCAUUUUAAACUGUGUAUGCUUUCGUCAACUCACUGAUUGUUCUACAAGUCACUGUCCAGGGCGGGAUGUUUCCAUGCUGCUCCCAAUCUUGUGCUUCUUCUUCAUUCUCAUCUUGGACCCCUUCUCUCAUAUCCACCUCCAUCAUUUGGACUAUUCUAUCUCUCACAUAGACAUCCACUCACUCUUCCUAGCUUGAAAAACUGUCUGAUGUUUGACCGAAAAAGGGGUGAGAGACUGUGUUAAUAAAUAGUAUAUAUAAUAAGCCGUGCAUUCUGUACAGGUAAAGUUAAUGGAGAGUCAUGGAACUACUAUUAUGUACAGCACGUGUAUGCAGAGUGAGCAACUUGUGUAACAGCAAAUCCGUGAGUUGGUUAGAAAAAUGUUUUAUGUUGUAGAAAGUAAUGUUUGCAUGGUGUACCCCAUCAGAUGUGCUUUAUUUAUUACAUUUGUGUUUAAAAGGAAAAAAAGUUAAAAUAAAAUUGACAAAUAAAAAUGACCCUUUUU